ACGAGUCACAUCAUACAAGUCUGACACUUAGAGAAAGGACCAGAAACCGCUGCGAAUUCAAACCCUGAAGAAGAGACCAGAGGAGCUGACAAGGUGUUACAAAGAAAAAGGGAUUCUGACAUGCACUGGCAGAAAUCACCGAAGGAGAAGCCGUGUUACACUCUUCCCACAGUGAAGAAACUCCUGGAGCAGAAGAGGAAGAGGGAGACCUCCUCGACGGCAACAACCAGUACCGGUGUCUCCACUGCCACUGUCCUCUCCCAACAGGUGUCAACACCAGAGAAGUCUACCUCAACAGGUGUAGCCAGCAGCUACUCAGACAUGGCAGUGGGGUAUGAGAGAUGGGGUCCUAUGGAUGAGCACCAAGCCCUCUCGGCCAUACAUGAAGGUCCAUUCUCCCCUAUGGGGAACAAUUACUUCUCCAGCCCAUCCUCCUCAAUGGACUACAGCCAAACUCCGGCCUACAGCACUCAGAUGGCCUCCAGCUACAGAACACAGCAGAUUCAGGACUACCCAGACACCAGGAUGCCCCAGUGUUAUACGGAGUGUCCAGUGACCGAGGCUGUGUCUAGUUUGGUUCCUUCAGGGCCCCUGCAGUCUGCUGUCUUCUCCUGGUCAUCGGGGGCCCUGGGCCCCACAGAGCUUGUCCAGCAGGUGUUUAGUGGCCAGAUGGAUGUCAUUAAGCUGGAGGAAGCCAGGAUGUUCCUUAGAGGGAUGGACUACAGCAGAACCACCUGGCAGGAUGACGACGGAGACACGAUUCUGCACAUCUAUACAGCCAAGGGCCUGAGGGAGUAUGCAUUUGCUGCAGCAGAGAGGCUUGCUGAGCUGGGCAGGCUAGACUCCAAGGAACACAAGGGGAAGACUGCUCUGCUGGUGGCGGUAACUGCUAACCAUCCGGAAAUCGUCCAGGAUCUGUUGUCUUUAGGAGCGGAUAUAAAUGCCUGUGAUGUCAAAGGUCAAACAGCACUUCAUCUUGCUGCCACCUAUGGCUUCCCCAGGGUUAUGCAGGUUAUUCUCUCCAUUGGGCCUGGAGUGAACCUGGAGGCUCGCAAUUUUGAAGGUCUGACUCCUCUGCACUGUGCAGCCAUCUCCCACAGUGACACCAUGAAGACUCUCUCCUCCCUCUCCUCCACCGGGCUGGGUGAUGCCAGCCUCCAUGCCCUGGCAGAGGAGAAGCUCUCCUGGCUGCAGAUGCUACUCAACACCGGAGCCUCCCUGACCAGCCAGGAAAUCAAAAGUAACAAGACUGUUCUUCACCUGGCUGUGAAGGAGGGGAACAUCCAGCUGGUUCGCCAUCUGCUGAAGAACCCCCUAGACAACAUGAGGGACUUUGUCAACAUGAAGGCCCACGGUCAUACCGCACUGCACAUGGCUGCUGGUCUCCAUGGCAGCCCACACCAAGAGGAGAUGCUGAGGCUGCUGCUGGGCCGUGGGGCCGACCCCAGCAUCCGCAACCUGGAGAACGACCAGCCUGCACACCUGCUGCAGAGUGGACUCCACGGGGAACAGCUUAAGCUCAUCCUGAAGAAGCGAAGUGCUUCCUCUCGUCGACGUGUAAUGUCCUUACAGGACCAAGAGUGACCCGGACUACUUUUUAUGUCCCUGUGUAUCCCUCCACCUCUUUUCAGAGGAAGUACUGAAGGUCUGCACUGUAGGUUGAAUCCAGACAUCUGUACUUCCAAGAGGGAGGGAUUCUAGCGUAUCUUCAUGUGAGGAUUUUCAAACACGGCAAAUCUCUAAUAUAUACUAGGGCAUUCACUUUGAAACUAUAUGUUUGAUUGACAUGAUUUUGGUCACUAUCUGACUUCAGUUCUGAAUUUAAUAAUGGCUAGCUAGUAAUGAGCAAUGGUAACAGGUGGUAUUCCAGUCCCCCCUGAUAUUACUGUCACUCAGUACAACCUUGAUUUCUAUGAAAUCGUUGACAUUAUAUUCAAAGCUGCACAGACUCAUUGUGUGAGAACCCCCCCAGCCGGGAAGCCCUCUUUAGAGGUAUAUCUGAGGAGGGUUUCUGGGCUCCCACCCCCACUCAUUCUCUUGUCAAAACUUCCCACCAUGGUUAGAAAUCAUAUUGGUUUGUUGAAAGGUGGUUGUUGUUUCACUAAGCAUGUGACACAGUGUACCAUUGUGCUCAUGCUUUCAAUGUCUUUUAUAACUUAACUAGGUCUUUUCUUUUUAUAUUUAAUAUACUCACAGCGCUCAUUGAAUAGCUAAUAUAUUGUCAGUGGUGGAAAAAGUACUCAAAAAUCAUACUUGAAUAAAAGUAAAGAUACCUUAAUAGAAAAUGACUCAAGUGAAAGUCACCCAGUAAAAACUA
Oncorhynchus gorbuscha (pink salmon) is the source of this 2317-nucleotide messenger RNA. It is a transcript of the gene nfkbid, whose product is annotated as NF-kappa-B inhibitor delta. Gene Ontology annotation, molecular function: protein binding. The coding region runs from base 121 to 1584 and encodes 487 amino acids. Gene Ontology annotation, cellular component: nucleus. The record is from RefSeq and is a predicted model, not a curated record. Lineage: Eukaryota; Metazoa; Chordata; Actinopteri; Salmoniformes; Salmonidae. Gene Ontology annotation, biological process: regulation of gene expression. The transcript has 11 exons.